UGUUGUUGUUUUCCGUGUUGUUGACAUUUUGAGGAGGCCCGAGCCGAGCUGUGCGCUGAGCAGCGACCAGUGCAGUGAGUUGCGCCCUGCGUGCGGAUAAGUGCGCUGAUUUGGUCGGUGCUCGCGUUGUCUGGGUUGCCUGCAUUCCGUCGGCCACCCUCGCUGGUGUCGCUGGCCGGCCCAAGCCACCCCUCGCCGAAUCCAUGCAGAGUUCGUGUGCCUUGAGAAAUGGGUGUUCCAAGGCGCACUAUGGUGAAGGUCCCUCACUCCCAUCCGGAAGUAGUUGUUAUGUUGCCAAACCCCCCAUAUGACCAGAGGAUAUCUUCAGCCAGAGUGUGGUCAGGGAUAUGGAGCAUCACCAAGCAUGUGUUGCUCUUCUGUCUGGGAAUGAUUGUUGGGGCUCUCUUUCUCACAAGCAACGACGUACAGAAGAGAUGCCUGGAGAGCAUGGUUGCGGUUGGCUUCAGUUCCCAUCGUGCCAGAGAGAUAUGCUACAAGAACCCAACUGUCUCUCAUAGUGGAGUGCUCACUAGAUUUGACUGCAUGCCUCGCAAUGCCAAUGCCCAAGACUGUCGCCGCAGAGGUUGCAAUUGGGAUGAGUCUGUUCAAAAUGUUCCUUACUGCUUCUAUCCUGACAACUACGGUUCUUACUCCAACGAAAAUGUGACAAAUAUCAAUGGAAGAACUACUGCAACCAUGAGAAAGAAGUUGAAGUCACCAUACCCUGAGGAUGUGGAUCUUCUUCAAUUUGAAGCUUGUGCUGAAACAGAAAGCAGACUGCACAUAAAGAUAACAGAUGCAAAGAAGGACCGGUUUGAACCCUUUUACCCAGUAGUGCCACAGGUUGAUUGCAAGUCAUCUAAGAACAACCAAUAUCAGGUAAAAAUAUCUGAAGGGAAAAUGGGCUUCAAAGUAUUACGCUCAUCAUCAGGCAAAGUCAUAUUUGAUUCUGAAGACAUAGGUGCCCUCAUUUAUGCCAACCAGUUCUUGCAACUGAAUGCCCGAUUCCCAGCUGGAUCCUUACUUUAUGGAAUUGGUGAAAGGCAGAGCACAAUGAACAUUGAAACUUCCGCAUUCCAGUCAUUUACUCUCUGGAAUCGGGAUGCUGCUCCAACUGAUAAGAUUAAUCUCUAUGGCAGCCAUCCCUUCAUUUUAAUACGAGAUCAAUAUGACCAGAAUAACUCCAAGUGGCACGGUUUAUUUUUACUAAACAGCAAUGCUAUGGACAUCAUCACACAGCCAGGGCCAGCAAUUUCUUUCAGAAUCAUUGGUGGUAUUAUGGAUUUCUAUUGGUUUAUGGGAGACACCCCAAGUAAAGUUACUGAGCAAUACCUUGAAGUGAUUGGUCAUCCACACAUGCCUCCCUACUGGGCACUUGGUUUCCAUCUUUGUCGAUUUGGCUAUGGAUCACUUGACAAUACCAUCCUUGUGUGGAAUCGAACAAGAGCUGCAGGUAUUCCAUUUGAUGUUCAGUGGAAUGAUUUAGACUACAUGGACAACAACAAUGACUUCACUAUCAGCCCCAAGUUCAGCAAACUCUCAGAAUUUGUUGAAAUGUUACAUUCGAUUGGCAUGCAUUAUAUCCCACUUAUUGACCCUGGGGUCAGUGCUGGAGAAAAAAAAGGAGCAUAUGAGCCCUAUGAUUAUGGGCUGGAACUUGGAAUAUUUGUAGCUGAUGAAAAGAACAAGCCAUUUGUUGGCAAGGUGUGGAAUGGAAUUUCAACCGUAUGGCCUGAUUUUACAAACCCCAAAACUGUUGAUUAUUGGAGAGUAAUGCUGGAGAAACUACACAGCCAAGUACCGUUUGAUGGUGCCUGGAUUGAUAUGAAUGAGCCCUCUAACUUCUACAGUGGUACCCGCAAAGGUUGUCCCAAGAAUUCUCUUAACUAUCCCCCUUAUGUGCCAAAUGUUCUUGGUGGACAACUAUUCAGCAAGACCAUAUGCCCGUCUGCUAAGCAUUACAGGGGCAACCACUAUGAUCUUCACAAUAUGUAUGGAAUCUCUGAGGCCAUCAUCACUAGCUUUGCACUUGUGGAAAUUCGCAACGAAAAGAGGCCUGUCACGAUUUCUCGUGCAACAUUCCCUGGACAUGGUCACUAUGCUGCCCACUGGACUGGCGAUGUCUUUUCAACAUGGAAUGAUUUGAAACUGAGUGUGGCUCAAACCUUGAACUUCAACAUGUUUGGGAUUCCUUUCGUUGGAGCGGAUAUUUGUGGAUUCAAUGGCAAUACAACUGUGGAGUUAUGUGCCAGGUGGAGCCAGCUUGGCGCCUUUUACCCCUUUUCUCGUAAUCAUAAUUCAGAUGACACCAAAGAACAAGAUCCUGUCAUUCUUGGCCCAACUGUGGUGACUGCAGCCAAAAAUGCCUUGGAAAUUCGUUAUUCUCUUCUGCCAUACUUGUACUAUCUGUUCUAUGAUUCCCAUGUAAAUGGAAAAACUGUUGCCCGCCCUCUGUUUUAUGAAUUUCCUGAGGAUGAAAAUACUCAUCUCCUUGAGACAGAAUUUAUGUGGGGUUCCUGUUUGUUGAUUAUCCCUGUUUUGGAGGAAGGGAAGACCACUGUAGAAGGCUAUUUCCCCAUUGGAACGUGGUAUGACUUGAACUCAAAUAAAACACUGAUAGCCAAGAGCGCACUUAAAAAGACUAUGAAUGCUCCCCUUGAUCUGAUUCCUCUAUUUGUAAGAGGUGGGUGUAUUCUGCCAACUCAAGCAGCCAAAGCUACAACCACAGAAAGCCGGAAGACUCCUUUAACUGUCCGAGUCUACUUGGAUGCUAAUGGACGUGGCCAGGGGAGUGCUUAUUUUGAUGAUGGAGAUUAUGUUUAUUCCAUUGACGAAGGAAAGUAUUCUUUGGUAAACUUUGCAGUGAAGAACAAGGUGCUAGUUGGAACUGUUGCAAAGUCUGGCUUUGCUCAAAUUCCCACUUUAGAAACAGUAUUAAUUCAUGGAGAAUGUGCGUCUGUGACCAAACUUGAAGUCAAUGGCAAAACAUGGAAUAAUUUCACUCACAAUAAAUCAUCAUGUAUUUUAACAACAAUCAUCAGUGCCAAUGUUUUAGAAGGCAUCAAAAUUACUUGGCAAACCAGCUGAAAAGAAAAAGAAAGGGACUACUAGAGGAGUGAAAAAGUGGAAAGUUUUACUAGACUGAUACAUUUGUUUUGAAGUUUGUCUUAUCAGAACCAAAGCUUUUUGUUUGUUUUUUUGUACGUUGCCAUGCAGAGUGCAAAAUAUUCUUUAUGGUUACUUUUAUCUUAAAAUUUUAAUAUUCUCCAUGGGGAGUGACUAGUCAAAUUCACAGCAGUGUCUUGCCAAUCCCCCCUGAAAUUAAUCUAUUUAGAUUGGUUGAAUGAUUCUUUUAAAACUUAAUAGGUUUACCCUUUCUGCAGUUGUACUUAUGGUUACAGGCACUCUUAAUCUGUGUUUAGUUUAAGAUGUUGAUUAUCAUUACCAGAGCUGUGUCUUCAUGACUGAUUCUCUUUAGUUAACUCAUUUAUAUCUUAUAAAUUGUUUAGAAUUAUUUCAUCUCUUGUAAAUAUUUAAAGAAUACCUUAAAUAAUCAUUAAAUGUUUUACCAAAUUUAUGCAA
Molecule: messenger RNA, 3582 nt
Organism: Thrips palmi
Lineage: Eukaryota; Metazoa; Arthropoda; Insecta; Thysanoptera; Thripidae
Product: lysosomal alpha-glucosidase-like
Exons: 14
Coding region: 229-3087 (952 amino acids)
Biological process (GO): carbohydrate metabolic process
Molecular function (GO): carbohydrate binding; alpha-1,4-glucosidase activity
Source: RefSeq, a predicted model, not a curated record